AUGUCAGCAGAGCUACUUGCACGACUUGAGGGUAGAAGUUCUCUGAAGAAUCUUGAACCAUAUCUGUUUGCUGAGGAAGGAUCUCCUGUUCAUGGAGAUGUCAUUGAAUUCCAUGGUCCAGAAGGAACAGGAAAAACAGAAAUGCUUUAUCACCUAGUAGCCCGCUGCAUCAUCCCAAAAUCAGGAGGAGGACUGGAAGUAGAAGUCAUGUUCAUUGAUACAGACUACCACUUUGAUAUGCUUCGUCUAGUCACCAUUCUGGAGAACAGACUGGCGCAGAGGACAGAAGAGAUGAUAAAGCAGUGCCUGGGGAGGCUUUUUCUUGUGAACUGCAAUAGCAGCACUCAGUUACUCCUCACUCUCCACUCUUUGGAAAACAUGUUUUGCGCUCACCCCUCUCUCUGCCUUUUGAUUUUAGAUAGCAUAUCAGCUUUUUAUUGGAUAGACAGAAGCAAUGGAGGAGAGAGUCUUAACUUGCAGGAGAUGAAUCUGAAGAAAUGUGCUAACUUUCUUGAAAAGCUUGUGAGAGAGCAUCACUUAGCCGUCUUCGCAACAACACAGACACUUAUGCAGAAAUCAACAAACUCUGCAGAAACCUUUUUUCCUUCAAAAUUUCAGCGUGAAACUGAUACAGACUAUAGGCCUUAUCUUUGUAAAUCAUGGCAACAAAUGGUAACCUACAGGAUAUUUUUCUCUAAGCAAUGUAAUUCCGGCAACAGCAAAGGUUUUACAGUCAUUUCUUGCCACCUCAAAAGAAACCAUGUAGUAAAACGUUCAUUUAGUGUUGCAGAAUGUGGAGUUCAGUUCUAACUUCAGUUUGGUUUUCAAACGUGUAGCAAAUCCUGGUGCUUAAGUCCUGAUAAGGUCCAAGGAGUUUUUAUUACCUUUUAAACUAGUUGGUUGUUGCUGUGUGAUUAUAAUUUUUGUCACCAUUUUCUUAAAAUUUAGUGAAGGGCAGGAGAUGGUAAAAUUUUUGAAUUACUGUAGACGUUCAGUCCAAACUAGUGGGGAAUGUUGAAAUUACUUGUUUGUGCUUAAUGCAUAAAGAGAUUAAAUCAA
This is a messenger RNA of Tauraco erythrolophus (red-crested turaco), 1059 nucleotides long. Lineage: Eukaryota; Metazoa; Chordata; Aves; Musophagiformes; Musophagidae. The record is from RefSeq and is a predicted model, not a curated record.